Molecule: messenger RNA, 528 nt
Organism: Lottia gigantea (owl limpet)
Lineage: Eukaryota; Metazoa; Mollusca; Gastropoda; Lottiidae
Exons: 4
Coding region: 1-528 (175 amino acids)
Molecular function (GO): kinase activity; ATP binding
Source: RefSeq, a predicted model, not a curated record
AUGAUUAAAUAUACAAACUAUCUGAACCCGUCUCAAGUUACAGACACAAGAACAAAUACAGCUUGUCAAACUUCAGUAGAGACACAGCUAGGUUGUAAUAGUGGGGAAGAUGAUGAAAUAAAUAGCUAUGGUGAUAAACAUUACACAACAACUACCACCCCAACAACACCAACCAAACCUACAAAAAGUCCCACCAAAUCAAUAUCGGCCAAAAAGAAAGUGAAAGCACAGGCUGCAUACACGAAGUCGAGUGGUCGUGUUGUUUACACUGGUAGUCGAACAUUAUAUACUGCAGGUCGACCACCUUGGUAUGAUUCACAGGGUCAACUCAAAAAACCUUUUGUUAUAGGAAUAUGUGGCGGCAGCGCCUCAGGAAAAACUACAGCUUCGAGAAAAAUAAUAGAAGCUUUAGAUGUACCGUGGGUCAGCUUACUGAGUAUGGACUCUUUUUAUAAGGUAAUUUUGGAGAUAGAUUUUUUGGAACAGAUUAUAUGGAAGACAGUUGAAUGUUUUUAUAAACAAUUUUAA